Messenger RNA from Penicillium cinerascens, 711 nucleotides. Its product is annotated as OPI10 family protein. Gene Ontology annotation, molecular function: nuclear import signal receptor activity. NCBI's taxonomy places the organism in Eukaryota, Fungi, Ascomycota, Eurotiomycetes, Eurotiales, Aspergillaceae. The transcript has a single exon. Gene Ontology annotation, biological process: protein import into nucleus. The record is from RefSeq and is a predicted model, not a curated record. The coding region runs from base 1 to 711 and encodes 236 amino acids. Gene Ontology annotation, cellular component: cytosol; nucleus.
AUGUUCUCCGUCGUGAUCCCAGGCCGUCCGUGCCUAACCGACAUCAUCCCAGUCGACAGUCAACCAAACGGCCAAGCCACCAAGUUCGCAUUCAACAUUCCGCUCAACCCAUCCUUCAACGAUCUGGUAGUCUUCUUCCUCCCGGGAACAGUCCUACCCCCAAACACAGGCGCCGCGAUCUAUAUCCAGACUCCGGACCCAACCACCGGCAACCCGACAGACUUCCGCUUCAUCGGCGCGCUGGCCAACGAAAAGCCAUCCGGCAUCUUCACCGUCAAGGCACCAAGCAACAAUGGCCCGCAGCGUUCAGAAGCUGAAGAAGAGGAUGAAAUGCUAGAUGAGGGCGCCUCCGGUCCCGCAGGCCCGUCCAACGGCGUCGUGACCCUGGGCAUUUCAAUUGAGCCUGUUGAGAAUAUCGCGCCGCAGUUAUCUGCGCUUGAAGCUCAGGCUCCGCGCGAACAAUCCACUGCGCUGAUACGACUAUCUCCGGAACAGCAGCAGCAGCAGAAGCAGAUUUCGACAAAGGUUCUUGCGCAGCGCAUUAUUGGCAGUGCGUUUAAUUUCCUGGCUAGUUUCGCUGAGUCGGAUCCCUCUAAAAAGGGCCAAGAUGUCGUACCGCUUAAGAGCUUCCGCGAUUGGUGGACGAAGUUUGAGCGGCGCAUUGAUAUGGACCCUUCAUUUUUGGAGAGGCAGGAUCCUAAUGCGACGUGA